AGCUAUCGUUGUGCACUCACGAAAGGCGGCGACGGAGAGAGGUUUAUCUCUUGACACUGCCCUUUGCUGUAUUCUUUUCUCUUCUUCGCUCUGCUGACUCGUCGUUCGUUUUUUUCUUUUCGUUGUUUGGCGAUUCGAAAAUGUCUGCUUUCUCCCCCUUCCUGCAGGCGGCGACCAUUUCAACCAACGCGAUUGGGUUCUGGGACGCCUACCUGCUAUUUCGCCAACGCCGCUCCUACAACACAACGGAGAUUCCCGCCUACUUCAAGGAGAAAGUGACGGAGGAGGAAUUUGACAAGGCGCAGGCGUACGGCCGUGAUUCGACGUCUUUCAGUCUGCUAGAGCACGUGAAAGGUCUCGUGCUGAGCAACGUGGAGCUUCUGCUGAGGGUUCCCGCACGCUUCUAUUACUACGUGGCGAAGCGCACGGGCUUGACUGUUGGCUCCUUUGCGCACAACUACACGUGCGCCGUCGCUGCCGACGUCGUUUCCAUCGUCCUCGACACCCCCUUCUCCUACUACGAUACUUUUUAUCUAGAGGAGCGUCAUGGCUUCAACAAAACAACAAAGAUGGAGUUCGUCAAGGACAUUAUUAAAUCCUUUCUCCUCCGCAUCAUCCUGUUGUACCCGGUUCAAACGGCGCUGAUCCAGUUUGUGGUGCGCCAGUUUGGCGAGCGUUUCCCGAUUUACUUCUUUGGCGGAAUGACUGUCCUGAUGUUCACUUUCAUGGUCAUCUAUCCCAACUUCAUCAUGCCGCUGUUCAACAAGUUCACCCCGAUCGACAAGGAGUCACCGCUGAAGAAGAAGAUUGAGACCUUAUGUGCGACAGUGCACUUCCCACUCAAGAAGGUUUUCGUGGUGGACGGCAGCCGCCGCUCGCACCACAGCAACGCGUACUUUUACGGCUUUGGCAAGAACAAGUGCAUCGUCCUCUACGACACGCUUCUAGAGCAAAUGAAGGAGUCGGACGAACCCAUUUUGGCUGUGCUGUGCCACGAGCUGGGCCACUGGAAGCACUGGCACAUGUACAUCAACCUCAGCAUCGCAUUGGCCCAAUUGCUUGGCAUUUCCUACGGUGCCGGCGCCGCCGUGUUUAACCCGCGCGUCUACGAAGCUUUUGGCUUUCAUCAUACCGACCCCGUCGUUGGCAUGUACCUUUUCCUGGAGGUGUUCUUUCAGCCCAUCUCUGCGCUGAUGGGCCACGUUUCCUGCUACAUUUCCCGGCAGCACGAGUUCCAGGCGGACCGCUUCGCCGUUUCGCAGGGCUACGGUGGGCCCAUGAAGAAGGCGUUGCUGGUUAUGACGAAAGAGAACAAAAGCGCCAUCACACCAGACCCGCUUUACUCAGCCAUGACGUAUACCCAUCCACCCAUGCUGGAGCGCUUGGAGGCUCUAGAUGUGGAGAUGAAGAAGCAGAAGUAG
Leptomonas pyrrhocoris is the source of this 1421-nucleotide messenger RNA. Its product is annotated as putative mitochondrial CAAX prenyl protease 1, putative,metallo-peptidase, Clan M-, Family M48. The record is from RefSeq and is a predicted model, not a curated record. NCBI's taxonomy places the organism in Eukaryota, Euglenozoa, Kinetoplastea, Trypanosomatida, Trypanosomatidae. Gene Ontology annotation, biological process: CAAX-box protein processing. The transcript has a single exon. Gene Ontology annotation, molecular function: metalloendopeptidase activity. Gene Ontology annotation, cellular component: endoplasmic reticulum membrane. The coding region runs from base 141 to 1421 and encodes 426 amino acids.